This is a messenger RNA of Solanum pennellii, 1467 nucleotides long. RefSeq names its product 4-alpha-glucanotransferase DPE2-like. Gene Ontology annotation, biological process: carbohydrate metabolic process. The coding region runs from base 113 to 1189 and encodes 358 amino acids. The transcript has 8 exons. NCBI's taxonomy places the organism in Eukaryota, Viridiplantae, Streptophyta, Magnoliopsida, Solanales, Solanaceae. The record is from RefSeq and is a predicted model, not a curated record. Gene Ontology annotation, molecular function: 4-alpha-glucanotransferase activity.
AAAAGUUACCAGGUCCGAGAAACCGCACCCAAAUCCCUAGAUCCACCCUUGCUAUUCUUAUUCUAACAUUACUGAAUCAUGCAUCUUUUUUGAUCUUGUAAAUUUGUUGGAUAUGCUCAAAUUUGACCUCUCGUUGCUUAAUUUACAGGAAAAAUUCGGAGCUUCUUGGACUAUAAUUGCCUCUACCUUUUUGAAUGAAUAUCAGAAGGGCUUUUACGAGUUCAAGGACGAAUGCAAUACUGAGAAGAAAAUUGCAUCUGCGCUGAAGUCAGUCUUGGAAACAUCCAUGUUUGUAGAGAGUGAAGAGAAACUACGACGAAAACUCUUUGAUCUUCUGCAGAAUGUGGCGCUUAUUAAAGAUCCAGAAGAUCCAAGAAAGUUUUACCCUCGCUUCAAUGUUGAAGACACAACAAGCUUUAUGGAUUUGGAUCAGCACAGUCAAAAUGUCCUAAAAAGAUUAUACUAUGAUUACUACUUCCAUCGACAAGAAGGUCUUUGGCGUGACAAUGCCUUUAAGACUCUGCCUGUUCUUUUGAACUCAUCAGACAUGCUCGCUUGUGGGGAAGACCUAGGCCUAAUUCCCUCCUGUGUUCAUCCUGUUAUGCAAGAACUGGGCUUAGUAGGCCUACGCAUUCAACGCAUGCCAAGUGAACCUGAUCUAGAAUUUGAUAUUCCUUCUCAAUACAACUACAUGACGGUUUGUGCUCCAUCAUGCCAUGACUGUUCUACUCUACGUGCUUGGUGGGAGGAAGAUGAAGAGAGAAGGCACCGCUUUUUUCAAGCAGUGAUGGGAUCUGAUGAGUUGCCACCUGAUCAAUGCACUCCUGAAAUUGUGCACUUUGUCUUGCGACAGCAUGUUGAAGCCCCAUCAAUGUGGUCAAUAUUUCCCCUCCAGGAUUUGCUAGCACUUAAAGAAGAUUACACGACACGACCUGCAGUGGAAGAGACUAUCAAUGAUCCAACAAACCCAAAACAUUAUUGGCGAUAUCGUGUACACGUGACAAUGGAGUCCUUGCUUAAUGAUAAAGACCUCACAAAAACAAUAAAGGAUCUCGUCCGUCGGAGUGGAAGAUUUUACCCUCAGAAAGAUCUGGAAUCAGGUCAGGCAAUUGGUGAAGGAUCAGCGAAGCUGCAGCUACAGAGUGAACACCCUUCACAAACACAGAAAAAUGGACUCUCCAACAAAUAAGCCGUGGCAUUUGUAUGACUAUAAAACAAUUUCCGUCUUUUAGAUGCUCAGGUCAAAGACCAAACAAAUAAAUCCUCCAUGGCCUAGUCCGUCAUGUGGUUCAAUAGCUUGUCUUGCUUCAUCAUUAAACUGGAUUUGAAGCUAUAUUUCAUCAAAGAAAUAAAGGAAUCAUUGUAUGUUACUCUUUCGAUUCUCUUCAAGUGAUGAAACUUGGUCAAAGAUCAAGCCCUUUACUUGGUGUUAAAUAUUUGUAUAUGAUUUAUCUUUAAUCUUCCAUA